GUCCGCGCGUCAGAGCGGUGGGCGCUGAGGAGCGAGGCCGGGGUUGAAAUCUUGCAGAGUCCCGAGGCUUUCACACUGAAAAACACUUUCCUCUCUCAUUGAUAACCUCCACCAUGAUUCAUAGCCUUUUCUUGAUCAACUCUUCCGGGGAUAUUUUCUUGGAGAAACAUUGGAAAAGUGUGGUCAGCCGUUCUGUUUGUGAUUAUUUCUUUGAGGCACAAGAGAGAGCUACUGAGGCAGAAAAUGUACCUCCAGUUAUCCCGACCCCUCACCACUAUCUCUUAAGUGUUUACCGCCACAAGAUCUUCUUUGUGGCCGUGAUCCAGACGGAGGUCCCACCUCUGUUUGUCAUUGAGUUCCUUCAUCGAGUUGUGGACACAUUUCAGGAUUAUUUUGGAGUCUGUUCAGAGCCAGUGAUCAAAGACAAUGUUGUCGUGGUUUAUGAGGUAUUGGAAGAGAUGCUUGACAAUGGGUUUCCAUUGGCUACUGAGUCGAACAUCCUCAAAGAACUGAUAAAGCCUCCCACUAUCCUUCGGACAGUUGUCAACACCAUAACAGGAAGCACCAAUGUGGGUGACCAACUUCCCACUGGGCAACUGUCAGUGGUGCCUUGGCGACGGACUGGGGUGAAAUAUACCAACAAUGAAGCCUAUUUUGAUGUGAUUGAAGAAAUUGAUGCCAUCAUUGAUAAAUCAGGUUCCACAAUUACUGCUGAGAUUCAGGGGGUGAUUGAUGCAUGUGUCAAGCUGACUGGGAUGCCAGACCUUACGCUUUCCUUCAUGAACCCCAGGUUGCUGGAUGACGUCAGCUUCCAUCCCUGUGUUCGUUUCAAGCGCUGGGAAUCUGAACGUAUCCUCUCUUUCAUCCCUCCUGAUGGAAACUUUCGCCUGCUCUCUUACCAUGUCAGUGCACAGAAUCUGGUUGCAAUUCCAGUGUAUGUCAAACAUAACAUCAGUUUCCGGGACAGUAGUUCACUUGGACGCUUUGAAAUAACAGUGGGACCGAAACAAACUAUGGGGAAGGCCAUAGAGGGAGUGAUUGUCACCAGCCAGAUGCCCAAAGGGGUCCUGAAUAUGAGCCUCACUCCGUCUCAGGGGACGCACACAUUUGACCCAGUUACAAAGAUGCUGUCUUGGGAUGUAGGAAAAAUAAAUCCCCAGAAGCUACCAAGUUUGAAGGGGACCAUGAGUCUUCAGGCUGGAGCUUCCAAGCCAGAUGAGAACCCCACAAUUAACCUGCAGUUUAAGAUCCAGCAGCUGGCUAUUUCUGGACUCAAAGUGAAUCGUCUGGAUAUGUAUGGAGAAAAGUACAAACCCUUCAAGGGCAUAAAAUACAUGACCAAAGCUGGAAAAUUCCAAGUUCGAACCUGAAGGGACAGUUUUACAGAGGGAACAGUCACGAACACUUUCUCAUUUCUUACUUGUCUAAAAGUGAAAAAACCAGCCUAUCUCCUAGUCAGUCCCCUCCUGGGCCCACCUGCUGCCUAUUUUCCUUAGCCUUCGGUGCCAUGGAACUAAUCAAGGAGAUAAAGGGUCACCAGGGAGAACUGGACGGAACUGAAACACAAUCAACACCAACUUGGUUCUCAAAGAAGAGGUAUACAACAGAGGGUAGAGAUACUUGGCGCUAUAUUUAACUAUUUUUCACAUGGUUAGCAUAGAGAAAGACUAGCAUUUGUUGCUUGCUUGGCUUUAAUUAUCUAAAGCCAAUGAAAGGCUUCUUUGUUGUUGUUUUUUAAAGGUGGAAAGAAAGAUUAUUUGGAAGAAAGAUGAAUGUUAGUCAAAGGAGGGCCAAUUAAAGAUCUGAUUUAUGAGAGGAAGCAGUAUUACAGAAGAUUUGUGAGGAGAUACACUGAAGUGAAAGAUUGACAAGAGCCAUGGCACUCCACAUUUAGGAGGGUUGGAUGGAAUAGAGUUGAGUGGGUUUCUUUCUGAUCCUUCUACUCUCAUCUAUAAAAAACAUUUGUACUUCUAGAAAUGAACUGGAUACUUCUUAAAUUUGAAUCCACUAUUGACAUGGAAAACCCCAGUAGAGUCAGACUUACCCUUGAAGACAAUAUCUGACUGGCUUUCAGAUACUAAAUGUUGCUUGCCUUUAGCAUAGUCUGUCAUCUUCAGUGAGAAGGUGACCUGCCGUCUUCCUUGUGGUGGUUGCCUGGAAUGCCUUUUUCCCAACCCCAAAUAAUUUUAUUUGCUUUACUUCCAGAAUUCACCAGCCUUUUUCCUGUUACCUGAUCCUUCUGCAGGAUUUUCUUGAAAAAAAAAAAGUUUCAGAAAAAACCAAUUCCAUAACCCCCAGUGCAGCCAGAUUUUGUAUGUCAUUGUGGAGUACACAUGGCCAACUUAUUCCCUAGUGAUGUGGACCACAGCUGUAACUGAAUGGUUUCUUAUUUAUAUUUAUGAGUGCUGCACUAGUACUGGAUCCUAAGUCUUCCUGUCGGAAACUUUUCCAUCAGUAGCCAUAGGUAGAAAGAAUGCUUACCACCAAGGGCAUGGCUGAUCCUUGAAGCUGCUCAGAAAGUUAUUUCCUUGUAAUUGUUUGUUUUGUACUCUAUAAUAUAUCCUUAACAAUAGAUAUCUGCCAGUUUGUUUUUGUUUUAAGACCAAAAAAAAAAAGAAUCUU
Molecule: messenger RNA, 2622 nt
Organism: Trichechus manatus latirostris (Florida manatee)
Lineage: Eukaryota; Metazoa; Chordata; Mammalia; Sirenia; Trichechidae
Gene: AP3M2
Product: adaptor related protein complex 3 subunit mu 2
Exons: 9
Coding region: 114-1370 (418 amino acids)
Biological process (GO): intracellular protein transport; endocytosis
Cellular component (GO): cytoplasmic vesicle; clathrin adaptor complex
Source: RefSeq, a predicted model, not a curated record